AUGGCUCCUGAGCCAGAUAGCAGCGUCAACCUACCACCAGCCCCAGAAGCGGGUAUUACAUCUGGCGCUGGCACAGACAACAACACGACCGAUGUUGCUUCCAAGCAAACCAAUGGUGAUAGCACUCCGGCCAAACCUGUGGAUGCGGACGACCAAUCGAAGGAGAAGAAGUCUCCCGAAGCGACCGAGUCUUCCAAGGAACACAAACCCGCUGAAGAAGCCAAGUCUAGUGAGCAUGCUUCUAUCCUAUCAGAUGCUGGACCCAAGGAGUCAACUGCGGAGAGUAGUAUCGCGCAACCUAGUGCAGGCGAUAAACGAGAGCAUAAACCGGCCUCUACGCCCGCCAGCGCAGCUAAUUCUAAUGCUGAGAACCCGACGGAGCCCGCAAACAAAAAGCAGAGGACUGCUGGAACGCGGGCUCGGAAUGGCAAUACUACAGCACCUGCUACGAAUGGGGAAAAAGCAAAGGCAAGUCGUUCUAAAAAAGCGAAGGAUUAUGUGAAGAAGGUAAUUCCUACGGAUGGUAUUGGUAGUCGAACACGCAGCCGGACUAAGGCAUCCUCCUAA
Messenger RNA from Aspergillus pseudonomiae, 567 nucleotides. RefSeq lists its product as uncharacterized. The record is from RefSeq and is a predicted model, not a curated record. Lineage: Eukaryota; Fungi; Ascomycota; Eurotiomycetes; Eurotiales; Aspergillaceae. Bases 1 to 567 code for a protein of 188 amino acids. The transcript is spliced from 2 exons.